This is a messenger RNA of Caenorhabditis remanei, 729 nucleotides long. RefSeq lists its product as uncharacterized. Gene Ontology annotation, molecular function: oxidoreductase activity, acting on the CH-CH group of donors. The transcript has 4 exons. The record is from RefSeq and is a predicted model, not a curated record. Bases 1 to 729 code for a protein of 242 amino acids. Gene Ontology annotation, biological process: lipid metabolic process. Lineage: Eukaryota; Metazoa; Nematoda; Chromadorea; Rhabditida; Rhabditidae.
AUGAUUGACAAUUUCUCAGCAGCGAUUCUCGUCAUCUUUGGGCUCUUGAGACUCUUCGUACGUCAACACACUCGUCCUGCUCUUCCAUUCUUGGAAGAUGUUCGCUCCUGUAUUCUUGCCGACGCACGUCUUCCAACAAGCCUGCUAGCCAAGUUUCUCAUUCCGGUCGUUCUCUCCACGUUUCAGUCGUUCCGUGCCGGAUGCGCAUUGACCGUCCUUCUUGUUGCGAUGUGGACAGAUGACUUCCAGUACCCACCGGUCGAACCUCCCCGGGAGCGCAACAGAUUGGCUUCGUACUUCAUACGUAUUGUCUCAUAUGAGAUCAUCGUCGGUUCAAUCAUAUGGGCGCUGUUCAAUCAAAAAGAGGAUGUCUACAACACUCUGACGAUAUUCCAGAUGAUCCUCGGCUUCAACUGCUUCUGGUUUGGCUAUUAUGGGAAAGUUGAUUAUGAUGAGUUCAUGCACUUCCCUCACGGACUUCCAAACCGCAUCUUUCCCGCUUCUUCCACAUUCGACAUGCUCCACCAGAUCACCGGCCCGGACUAUCAGCACAGAAUCAUUCAAUGGAUUGGAUUUGGACUCUUGGCUGGAAAUGGAUUUGUCUACGCUUUCGUCUUUUAUGAAGUCUGCAACCUCGCAUCAAAGGCUUACACUCGCCACAGAAUCAACCUGGAAGAAGACCCAAACCAAGUCGACGACGGAAGAACUCCGCUUCUUCAAAGAUUCUAA